Molecule: messenger RNA, 936 nt
Organism: Coccinella septempunctata (seven-spotted ladybird)
Lineage: Eukaryota; Metazoa; Arthropoda; Insecta; Coleoptera; Coccinellidae
Product: glutathione S-transferase 1-like
Exons: 4
Coding region: 240-905 (221 amino acids)
Biological process (GO): glutathione metabolic process
Molecular function (GO): glutathione transferase activity
Source: RefSeq, a predicted model, not a curated record
AUAAAUAAUGACUAGGUAACAUUAUAAAGAUCGCCAAUCUUGUUUGAUCACUUCCUACGUAUCAUCAAAGUGCGCAGUUUAAUUUGUGUUGAGUGCAUUCUUCUGAAACACCUUGACUUGCUUUCUUGAGUUGAACGCCUUCGAUAAACCCACUCAUAUCAUUCUACUGUGGAUUUUCUUCGCGGUAACGUUUCGAACAGAUUCUUCGAGAGUGCUACUAAGACUGAGUGAUCGAAAAGAUGCCGCUAACUUUGUAUAUGGAAAAUUUGAGUCCGCCUUCCAGGGCAGUCAUGAUGACCAUUGAGGCUUUGGGAAUCAGUGUGGAGUACGUAACUGUGAAUCUAGCGAAGAAGGAGCAUCUUAAACCGGAGUUUCUCAAGAAAAAUCCCCUUCAUACGGUUCCUACGCUAGUAGAUGAGAGUACCAUCAUAUGUGACAGUCAUGCAAUAAUGGCAUAUUUGGUCCCGAAAUACAGUAGGGACGAUUCUCUGUAUCCUAAGGACCUCAAAAAGCGUGCUAUGGUGGAUCAAAAACUACAUUUCGAUACUGGAUUCCUUUUCAACCAUGUUCGCCUAUUCGUCAAAAAAUGCUACGCUGGAAGGUGCAAAAUCGUAGAAGAUUAUGAGAAAGAUUUCAUCACGCUCGGCUAUAAUUUCCUAGAAACCUUUCUGAACGAAACCCCGUACGUGGCCGGGGACACCCUCACCAUUGCUGAUUUCAGUGCAAUCACCAGCGUGAAGGGGAUGGACAUACUUGUGCCCAUCGAUGAAACGGUCUAUCCUAAACUAGCCAACUGGAUGAGGAAGAUGGAGGCACUCAGCUAUUACAAGAAAGUGAAUGAUGUUGGAAUGAAGGAUUUGAUAGAUUUUAUAACUUCACUAAGUGAUGUAAUUGUUAAAACUUGAUAUGAAUAAAUAUUAAUUUUAAAGAUGGAAA